This is a messenger RNA of Microdochium trichocladiopsis, 873 nucleotides long. RefSeq names its product cuticle-degrading protease from Paecilomyces Lilacinus. Lineage: Eukaryota; Fungi; Ascomycota; Sordariomycetes; Xylariales; Microdochiaceae. Gene Ontology annotation, molecular function: serine-type endopeptidase activity. Gene Ontology annotation, biological process: proteolysis. The transcript has a single exon. The record is from RefSeq and is a predicted model, not a curated record. The annotation marks the transcript as partial.
GCCGUCAUCUCCCAAAAGGCCCCCGAGAACUGGGGCCUCGCGCGGCUCUCGAGCCGCACCCCGCUCGCCACGUCGUACAACUACGACGAGCGCGCGGGCAACACGUCCUUCGCGUACAUUAUCGACACGGGCAUCAACGUCAAGCACAGGGACUUUGAGAAGCGCGCGAAAUUCGGAAACUCGUCCAUCGCGGGGCAGACGGGCGACGGCCAGCGCCACGGCACCCACGUGGCGGGCAUCGUGGGCUCCAAGACGUACGGCGUGGCCAAGAAGGCGACGUUCAUCGCGGUGAAAGUGCUCGACGACACGGGCAGCGGCACCAUGACGACCGUCAUCGAGGGCCUGCAGUGGGCGCUGCAGGACGCGCAGAAGAACAAGCGCGUGAAGAAGUCGAUCGCCAACAUGUCCCUGGCAGGCAGCCGGUCGCAGGCCAUGGACGACGCGAUCCAGGCCGCGACUGUCGCGGGCCUGCUUAUCGUCGUCGCCGCGGGUAACAACAACACCGAAACUGCGGGAUUCAGCCCCGCGGCCGCGCCGGGCGCGUGCACCGUCGCCGCGACGGAUAUCAGCGACCGCCGCGCCGGGUUCUCCAACUGGGGCGCCGUGGUGGACAUUUUCGCCCCCGGCGUGGACAUCGCGAGCACGUCCAAGGACGGCGGGUCGGUCCGGAUGAGCGGGACGAGCAUGGCCAGCCCGCACAUUGCCGGGCUCGCGGCGUACUUGCUGAGCAUCGGCAAGUACAGGGCGCCCGUCGAUAUGUGCAACUACAUGAAGGGGCUGGCGACAAAGGACGUCGUGACGGACCCCAUGGGGAGUGUCAACCUGCUCGCGUACAACGGGGCCGUGCUGGCCAAGAAGAAGGGCACCGCCUGA